Molecule: messenger RNA, 124 nt
Organism: Paraglomus brasilianum
Lineage: Eukaryota; Fungi; Glomeromycota; Glomeromycetes; Paraglomerales; Paraglomeraceae
Source: the annotation of a GenBank genome assembly
AUGGCUUAUCGGACCUACAUUCCCGAAAGGAUGACACGAUCUGUGCAACUUUGGAACAAUAGCAGUCUCCCUUUCAACAUGAACAUUGACGACCUUUUAGACGACAUUUUCAAAAUCGAAAACG